Molecule: messenger RNA, 1465 nt
Organism: Alligator sinensis (Chinese alligator)
Lineage: Eukaryota; Metazoa; Chordata; Crocodylia; Alligatoridae
Gene: SLC67A1
Product: solute carrier family 22 member 18
Biological process (GO): transmembrane transport
Molecular function (GO): transmembrane transporter activity
Source: RefSeq, a predicted model, not a curated record
CCCCGGUAUGCAUCAUGAGCCGUCAGCUUUGGAGUGAUGUUGUAGCUAUGAUGGUCCAGGAAACAUUCAAGAAGCACGGGUUUUAAGCCUGAGCAGUGUGUUAAACGUCAUUCCCUGGGCAGCGUGAAUGAAGGAGCCUACUUCUGAAGAGAGAAACAGAAAUUUCAGGGAAGAGGCUUUGGAGAUGCAUAAGCCAGAAAACAUGAUCCAACGGCAGCAGGUGAUCCGAAUCACCUACCUGAUCACAGCCCUGGACCUGACUUUCCUGUUCAUGCAGAUUGGAAUCAUUCCAUACUUGGCAAAGAGCCUGGGUCUGGAUUCAGUUGACUUUGGCUACCUUCAGACAAUUUUUGGUGUGCUCCAACUUCUGGGAGGUCCUGUUUUUGGAAGGUUUGCUGACCAGUUUGGUGCUCGGGCUGCAUUAACGCUGUCAUCCUUUGCUGGAUGCCUCCCCACAAUCCCAGCCAUAUUCAUGCAUGGGCUUCCAGGUGCCCAGAUGGUCGUUACAGAUCUGACUCCUCCUCCUCAGCGUGCAGAGGCAUUAGGGAAGCUUGGCCUUUGUUUUGGGGUAGGAAUGAUCAUUGGAUCCUCACUGGGUGGAACUCUUGCCACAAAAUUUGGCAUUUACUUUCCUUCAUACAUUGCACUAGUGGGAAGUCUCAUAAACACAGUGAUAGUAAUGACCUGCAUUCCUGCUCACACGAAGCCAAAGUCAGAAGGACGUGCCAUGCAGCAAAAUGCAUCACAGUCUGGUAGUGUGUUUAGCUUCAGAGAAAUCCUACGCCUGCUGAAGCUUCCAGGAGUAAUGGAAGUUUUCAUAAUCAAGGUCCUUUCUGGACUUCCUACAGGUUUGUUCCUGAUUAUGUUCUCCAUCAUCUCUAUGGAUUUCUUUGGACUGGAGGCAGCAGAGUCUGGGUAUCUCCUGGCAUAUUUUGGUGUUCUUCAAAUAGUGAUCCAGGGCCUGGUAAUUGGAAGGCUAACUAGUUACUACACAGAGCGUACCCUACUCAUGUUGGGCGUUGUCGUUUUUGGUGGCGUGGGGCUAGCCUUGGCUCUGAUGACCAACGUGUUCCAUUACUGCAUCAUCUCUCUCCCCAUGGUGUUUGCAUUCUGCACUGUGGGUGUCAUCACAGACAGCAUUCUCACCAAGGCCGUUCCGCCUUUGGACACCGGAGCCAUGCUUGGGAUAUGUGCAUCAGUUCAUCCCCUGAUGCGGACUGUGGGCCCAACAAUAGGUGGAAUUUUGUACAAACAAUUUGGAGUCUCAUCCUUUGGUUACUUGCAGCUGGCUGUCAACCUAGUUCUGUUUUUGUAUCUUUCAAAGAAUAAAAUCCCCCCUAAAGAGGAAAAAGUUCAAUAAUUCAGGUUACACAGAAGUUUAUCCCUUUGUCGACAAAAAUUAAAAAGCACUUUAAAAAAAACCCAUAUAUGACUGUAUUUUGACUGCAGCAACCAAGAUUGAAAA